AUGAGACGAUCUGCAGCACCAAGUCAGGUGCAGGGGAAUUCCUUUAAAAAACCAAGAUUCAUACCUCCAGGAAGAAGCAAUACAGUUGUGAGUAAGGAGAUUACAAAGAUGAGUCCAGAUACAAAACUGUUGCAGGGUGCUGAGCAGUCACAAAAUGAUCCAGAUGUAUACAGUUCAAAUCCUUGCCCCACUGAGGGAAGCCCUGGGGAAGUGGGUGACGGGGCUAGAGUAGAUCCACUUCCUCCAGUUCACUCAGCCUCUAAAGAAAUCAUAGAGUCCAAGGCACAAGAAGAGGAAGCUAGCAGCUUGCAUAAAUAUUUCAGUGUUGUUUGGUGUAAAGCUUCCAAGAAAAAACACAAAAAAUGGGAAGGCGAUGCUAUUCUUAUUGUAAAAGGAAGGUCCUUCACAUUGAAAGAUUUGGAAGGAAAAGAUAUUGGAAGAGUUCCUGCCCUGGCUUCCCUAAUGACAGACUUAGAAGCUGUGAGUGUUGUUAUACUUUUUCCUUAUUCUUCAGAUGCCCUGGUUAUGCCGCAACCAGACAAGAGUCACCAGUGGGUGUUUAAUAGGAACUGCUUUCCUAUUGUGGAUGUGGUGAUAGACCCUCACCUUGUACGUCACCUCCGACCACAUCAGAAAGACGGAAUCAUCUUCCUCUAUGAGUGUGUGAUGGGAAUGAGAGCAAUUGGCAAAUGUGGUGCUAUUCUUGCUGAUGAAAUGGGUUUAGGAAAAACAUUGCAGUGUAUUUCGCUCAUCUGGACCCUACAGUGUCAGGGACCCUACGGGGGCAAGCCAGUAAUAAAGAAGACACUUAUUGUUACCCCUGGAAGCUUGGUGAAUAAUUGGAGAAAAGAAUUUCAAAAAUGGCUGGGAAGUGAAAGGAUCAAGAUAUUCACUGUUGAUCAGGGCCAUAAAGUUGAGGAGUUUACCAAUUCUACAUUUCAUUCUGUCCUUAUCAUCAGUUAUGAAAUGUUACUUCGUUCCCUAGAUCAAAUUAAGACCAUAACAUUUGGCCUUCUGAUCUGUGACGAGGGGCACCGUUUGAAGAACAGCAGUAUCAAGACAACAGCGGCCCUUUCUAGCCUCUCUUGUGAGAAGAGAGUAAUUCUCACUGGUACCCCAGUUCAGAAUGAUUUGCAAGAGUUUUUUGCAUUAGUUGAUUUUGUUAAUCCAGGAAUAUUAGGAUCUCUGUCGUCUUAUAGGAAAAUAUAUGAAGAACCCAUCAUUAUGUCAAGAGAGCCUUCUUCUUCUGAGGAAGAAAGGGAGUUAGGGGAGAGAAGAGCAACUGAGCUCACACGCCUCACUGGACGUUUUAUCCUUAGAAGAACUCAGGAAGUCAUCAAUAAAUAUCUCCCCCCUAAGAUAGAGAACGUCGUCUUUUGCCGACCAGGAGCAUUGCAGAUUGAACUUUACCGAAAGCUCCUGAGUUCUCAGUCUGUCAGGUUCUGUCUGCAAGGACUGCUGGAAAAUAGCGCUCACCUCAUCUGCAUAGGCGCCCUAAAGAAGCUGUGCAAUCACCCUUGCCUCUUGUUCAGCUCUGUGAAGGGUAAAGAAUUUAGCUCAAGUUGUGAAGAAAAUGAAGAAAGGAAUCUAUGCCAAGGCUUGCUGUCUGUGUUCCCUGCUGGCUACAACCCUCUCCAGUUCUCUGAGAACGAGUCAGGAAAACUACAGGUGUUAGUAAAGCUCCUGGCAGUGAUCCAUGAACUUCGUCCCACUGAAAAAGUGAUUUUGGUGUCCAACUACAGACAAACCUUGAAUAUUUUAGAAGAAGUUUGCAAGCGUCAUGGAUAUGCUUGUGUAAGACUUGAUGGCCAAACACCAGUCUCUCAAAGGCAGCAAAUUGUUGAUAGUUUCAAUAGUAAAUACUCUAUUGAUUUUGUUUUUUUAUUAAGUUCAAAAGCUGGUGGUGUGGGACUUAAUCUUAUUGGAGGAUCUCACUUAAUUCUCUAUGAUAUCGAUUGGAACCCAGCUACUGACAUCCAGGCUAUGUCUAGAGUAUGGAGAGAUGGUCAGAAACAUCCGGUACAUAUUUACAGACUCCUGACUACAGGGACAAUAGAGGAAAAGAUCUAUCAAAGGCAGAUCAGUAAGCAAGGCCUUUCUGGGGCCGUUGUAGACCUAACCAGGUCAUCGGAACAUAUCCAGUUUUCAGUGGAAGAGCUUAAAAACUUGUUCACAUUACAUGAAAAUUCACAGUGUGUUACCCAUGACCUGCUUGACUGUGAGUGCACAGAGGGAGAAGAUCACACCGAUGAUGCAUUGGAAGGCCCUGCCGCCUCUAGACAGUGUCAGCUCGGCCCUCAGAAGUCUAACUCCGCGAGACCUCUCUCCAUGUCACAGCUGAAGCAGUGGAAACAUUUUUCUGGAGACCAUUUAAAUCUUCCAGAUCCAUUUCUUGAAAGAAUAAGGGAAAACGUGUCAUUCUUUUUCCAGAAUAUAACCAACCAAGCUCCUGCCAUGUAAUGAAGGACUACUU
Molecule: messenger RNA, 2473 nt
Organism: Grammomys surdaster
Lineage: Eukaryota; Metazoa; Chordata; Mammalia; Rodentia; Muridae
Gene: Rad54b
Product: RAD54 homolog B
Exons: 14
Coding region: 1-2460 (819 amino acids)
Biological process (GO): double-strand break repair via homologous recombination; reciprocal meiotic recombination
Cellular component (GO): nucleus
Molecular function (GO): ATP-dependent chromatin remodeler activity; ATP binding; DNA translocase activity
Source: RefSeq, a predicted model, not a curated record